CGCCCCCUCAUAGCAAUGGGUGGCAUUCUCCACCUGGUCGAGGAUCGGCCUACGCCGAAAGCUGUUUACAACUGGCGAGUGUAUGCAUUGGCUGCCAUUGCAUCAUGCGGUUCUCAAAUGAUCGGGUACACCAGUGGUUUCAUCGGCACGACCAUCACAUUGGACUCUUUCAUGACCGAGUUUGGCCUGGACAAGAAGACUAGCUCCGAGAGAGACUUGAUCAGCGAAAACAUUGUCUCUCUCUUCAUUGCUGGUGCUUUCUUCGGAGCUCUGCUCACCUAUGGUAUCUCGUACUAUGGGGGACGCAAGUGGAGUUUGACCAUCGCUUCGGCUGUCUUCGUUCUCGGAGCGGGUUUGCAGUUGGGAGCCAACAGUUCAACCGGUCUCGGCAUGCUUUAUGCGGGCCGUGUGUUGGCCGGUCUCGGCACCGGAGUUGCCUCCAAUAUUGUCCCGAUGUACCUGUCCGAGCUAGCCCCUCCCGCCAUUCGUGGUCGUCUUGUUGGUUUGUAUGAACUUGGCUGGCAAGUUGGUGGCAUGGUCGGUUUCUGGAUCAACUAUGGUGUUGAGCAAACCAUUCCUGCCAGCCACAAGCAAUGGGUCAUUCCGUUCGCUAUUCAGAUUAUUCCAUCAGGAAUGCUUUUCCUCGGCUCUCUGUGGAUGAAGGAAUCUCCCCGUUGGCUGUUUACCAAGGGCCGCCGCGAGCAGGCCAUUGCGAACCUGUGCUGGGUCCGUCAGUUGGAGCCCACUGAUAUCUAUAUCACCGAGGAAAUCGCUGCUAUGGAUCAGAGUCUCGAGGAGCAAAAGGCCACCAUUGGUGUCGGUUUCUGGAAGCCCUUCCAGGCUCUCGGUCAAGCCAAGAACCUGCAGUAUCGCCUGUUCCUGGGAUGCAUGCUCUUCUUCUGGCAGAACGGCUCUGGAAUUAACGCAAUUAAUUACUAUAGCCCGACCAUUUUCGAAAGCAUUGGUGUUCAGGGCAACACGAAGGGAAUUUUGAACGGUAUCUUUGGUGUCGUCAAGGCUGUCAUCACCAUCGUCUGGCUGCUUUUCCUGGUUGACCAGCUCGGUCGUCGCAAGCUGCUGCUUAUCGGUGCGGUUUGUGGCUCAGUCUGCAUGUGGAUCAUUGGCGCGUACAUCUGCGUGGUGGAGCCUACCAAGCAUCCCCAAGACCACCUCAACAGCGGUGGUAUCGCGGCUAUCUUCUUUUUCUACCUCUGGACAGCCGUCUAUACACCUACUUGGAACGGUACUCCGUGGGUCAUCAACGCGGAGUUCUUCCACCCCAACAUCCGUUCCGUGGCGCAGGCCGCCACCACUGCCAGUAACUGGCUUUUCAACUUCCUGGUCUCUCGGUUCACGGAGCAGAUGUUCGAGAAGAUGGGAUACGGCGUGUACUUCUUCUUUGCCUCCCUGUCGUUCCUGGCAUUCUUCUUCGCUUUCUUCCUCAUUCCGGAGACCAGUGGUAUCCCGCUGGAGGUUACCGAUCAGCUGUUCAAGAUCAAGCCGAUCUGGCGGGCCCACUCCAUCCUCAAGGAGCAGCUCAAGGAAGAGGAGGAGCGCUUUCGUGCGGAGAUCAAGGAUGGCAUGUUUGACAAGCCCGAGCCCCAGGAGCACCUGGAGAACACGAAAGCCGCAUGAUGAUGGAGUUUGUCGAUUAGCCCGUUUUGCUUUGAUUUCGGUUUUUACACCUAGACGGAUUGUAUAUAUGUGAACGAUAGAUCAUAGACCUGGAUAUAUAUUAUUUUUUCUCUUUUUGGACAUCUGCAUCUGUUGGUAGUGAAGUGGUUGAGUUGGAUCAACAAAAUACCCAGUUAAACGAGUGACAUCAAAAAUGACUUAGCCUCUUUUAUCUCAACGCACUUGAGUUGUUUUCUUUUCCCUCCUUCGAACCUGUCCGAAAU
This is a messenger RNA of Aspergillus aculeatinus CBS 121060, 1898 nucleotides long. RefSeq names its product sugar porter family MFS transporter. The transcript is spliced from 3 exons. Gene Ontology annotation, biological process: carbohydrate transport; transmembrane transport. NCBI's taxonomy places the organism in Eukaryota, Fungi, Ascomycota, Eurotiomycetes, Eurotiales, Aspergillaceae. Gene Ontology annotation, cellular component: membrane. The record is from RefSeq and is a predicted model, not a curated record. The coding region runs from base 16 to 1635 and encodes 539 amino acids. Gene Ontology annotation, molecular function: carbohydrate:proton symporter activity.